This is a messenger RNA of Salvia splendens (bonfire salvia), 1197 nucleotides long. RefSeq names its product two-component response regulator ORR26-like. Lineage: Eukaryota; Viridiplantae; Streptophyta; Magnoliopsida; Lamiales; Lamiaceae. Bases 1 to 1059 code for a protein of 352 amino acids. The transcript has 5 exons. The record is from RefSeq and is a predicted model, not a curated record. Gene Ontology annotation, biological process: cytokinin-activated signaling pathway; phosphorelay signal transduction system. Gene Ontology annotation, molecular function: DNA binding.
AUGGAGUCUCAUUGUUUUCCUGAGGGUGUUGGGGUUCUGGUUGUGGAUCAUGAUCCUCAAGGGUUGGAGUCUCUUCACAAGAUGCUUCUCAAGUGCAAAUACAAAGCUAGUAUAUGUAAUUCAGCACGAGAGGCACUCGAUCUGCUCGACACACGAGAAGAUGAAUUCGACCUAGUACUCGGUGAUGUGGACUUGCCAGACAUGGAUGGUUUCGAGUUUCUCCAACAAGUAGUCCGUAAAACGGAGAUUCCAGUUAUAAUGAUGUGUGAUGACGGAGAGACAAGCAAGGUGAUGAAAGGGGUUCAGCACGGCGCCUGCCACUGUCUCGUCAAGCCCAUAAGGCUCAAGGAGAUCCGCAGCAUAUGGCAGCAUGUGUUUCGGAGGAGAAUGCACCAACGAGAUGAUAAUUCUACUAAUAUUCAUGUUGGCAACAAAAGAAAACAGAUCGAUACUGUUGGCGUUGGUGCUGGUGCUGGUGUUGAUCGUGCAGAUCCGGAUCCCACCCCACCCAACAAGAAACCUCGGGUGGUUUGGACCCCGGAACUUCACCAGAAGUUCGUCAGUGCUGUCCACUGCAUCGGAGGAUUAGAGAAAGCUGGCCCCAAGAAAAUACUUGACUUAAUGGGAGAGCCGUCUCUAACAAGAGAUAAUGUAGCUAGCCACUUGCAGAAGUAUAGGAUUUCUGUGAGCAGGCAAAACAAAGAAAAAGAGCUAAAAGCUUCCUAUAAUGUAAUGAAUCUCGCAGUUUCACACGCGAUGAACCACAACAACAACCAGAAUGAUACAGGCAUCUGUGCAACGCCAACGCCACUGGUGGCCGAUCGGCGAGACACUAGCCUCUGUGCAAUGCGAAUGGAUUACAUUGAUCAACCAAUUGAGUACAUUAAUCAGCCAAUGAAGUAUAAUGAUGAGCCAGUGGAGUACAAUGAUGAGCCAACGGAGUACAUUGAUGAGUUAUUCGAAGCUCUCGAAGCCACCUACAACUGGAGCUCCGCUACUCAUUACCUUGGAACUGAUUACCCACCACGGACAACUAUGCUCCGCUACUCAUUACCUUAGAACUGAUUACCAACAACUUAGAACUGAUUACAUGCUCCGCUACUCAUUACUUUAGAACUGAUUACCAACAACACUAUUUUUCUAAAUACUAUUUGAUUGACUUAUAAGAGCUUAUUUGGGAUAGAAAAAGUGCUUAGA